AUGGUUGAUGCUGUGCAAACUACGAAGUUGCUUCUGACAGUCAGCGGAGGGCUGGAAGACUUUGCUGAGAAACAAUUAAAAUGGUGUUUCCAUAACAUCGUUGACUUACACUGGCACAAGGGGCCCUCUGGCUCUCAACUGUACUUGACUUUUGCCUCGAAUAGCACCGUGAAAGAAGUGGCAGAUGCUGUCAAUCGAUUGGAUUUUGUCGAAUAUGUGUUUCUACAAAUCGAUUGCUUUCCAACGCAUGCUUCAAAAGGUUGUACUUUAGAAAAAGAGUUUUCGCUCCUGCUUCGAGAAGUUGAAACUGCCACAUCAUCGAUUUCGAAAUCGGCAUUGGACAUGUGUGAAACUAUCAGCGACGCUAUCGAUGCUACUCGAGGUUAUGACGUGGGGAUGGGAGGCCUAACUGGUGCUCUACUUCCAACACCUGAAAGUCUCGUGGAUUAUCCCCUUGGAACUCAUAAAGUCGCAUAUGAUUCACUUGACGUGAACACAAUAUAUACGAUACCAAGUGCUGCACAAUCAAUUGUCAAAACUGUCAAAAAUCACGUUUACAACCAGCCCAAUACUCAUUGUGACGAAAACAAGAUUCUUUGGAUAGACGCUGGAUCUGGAAAUGGAGCUUUUCUUAAUCAUCUUCCAGACAACUCUUCGAUAGGAGUCGAUACCAAGCCGCAAUCGGCGAAGGUGCAGCAGAUGGAUUACUUGAGUCUUGACAGAAGCUGGCUGGAGAAAAAGUUCCCAGAUCACGAAAAGUUGUUUGUGAUUUCGAACCCACCGUUUAGCCUGUCUAGCCGGGGUGACUACACUCCAAUUGUCCAAUUCAUCAAUUACACUUUUGAUAUCCUUCGGGCUGAAGCAAUGGCUGUGAUUUGUCCCUCCAAGUUUGCUAGACCAAGAAUCUGGAAAGCCCUAGGCUUGACGGCCGAUGCAAACCUAACGGGACGCUUCUUCCUUCCCAAAAAUGCAUACUACAACCCGUCAAAUGGAAAGGCUGUUGAUAUUCAUUCCUACUGUUUGAUUUUUGAAAGCACGAGAACAAAUCGAAAGAACGACGAUGAAGAAGCUGAAGCGUCUAGUCCGCAUGCAAGUCCACAUGGGGUGUACGUAUCUUCGAAACGCGACAAAAGCAUUUUCCCGGGACUGGCAACUUUAGAUCUUACAAAGGCCAUUGCGACUGGCCUUGAUAGAGCUAAAGUGAAGCUCGUACCUGAACGCAAGGCUAGACAUUUUAUCCAAGGGAAGCUAGAACCAUCGAGUUUGGAGCUUUGGUGGCAUGUCAAUCCCAACCAACCUUGUUCUGUGGUAAACUCCUCGUCGAUCAAAGUUCCAAAACAUAGUCUGGGUUGGUUAUCUCUAUCUUGCAAGCCUGGGGUUGCUUUGGCCAUGUCGUCUGCUGCCAUGAACAAGACGAAAUCAGAUGAAAAGUGUCACGUUGCAAUUGACAUCCUGAGUGGAGAAGGGACUGUUUCGUUAGAAGCUUGUAGGGCUGUUUCGAACUCCUUUUUCCUGCUUAGUGGUGACAAAAGCUUUGAAAGAUCACUGAAGACAAAGGAACACAUGCUCAAGUUACGACAAAGCACAAAACACCCGUUGCUGGUUGAUGUAGUUGUUUGGGAUGCAAACGCAUUGCCUAUUCGAGAAGAUGUUGCGGAUGCUGUAUUUGCCGAUCUCCCGUUUCAAGGCAGUACCAAGAAUAGCCACCAAGAACCAGUUGUUGGGGGUGAUGCGGAAGGUUGGAAGAAGGAUGUUACUCGUCCAGUUUCUUAUUCAGAUAUUUUGCGUCACGCAUGCAGAGUGUUGAAGCCAAAGGGACGGGCAGCGCUUCUUAGCCCUGACUUCAAGGCUCUCCGACACGCCGCUGGGAAGUAUCACUGGAAUUCUCUGUGGCAUAGCAAGAGUGUCAAUCUUGGAGGUUUGUCAGGGAAAUUGUACUUGAUGGAGCGUCAAGAAGCAUCCACAAAAGACUUGAGUAUGUGGGUCACACCGACAACUACCGAUCUAAGCGAUUGGAUACUUCGUAUUGCCCAAGAAGCGUGUUCCUCUGAGGUAUCAGAAAUGCUGCCACUGCUCUCGCUAAAAGUGAAUCCAGUCAGGAGUGUCACUUUAGGGAGUACUUACUUUCACGAAAAGAAGAAAGCCAACACCCAUUGCUAUCGGAUUGAAUUCGAAAGCCAAAUCCGAAAUAUUCAAGCUAAAGAGCUUGAGAAACUCAUCCGCAAGGCCAUUGAGCCAAAGCUUCUGGAUGGGCUAUGCCUCAGAUAG
Molecule: messenger RNA, 2268 nt
Organism: Cylindrotheca closterium
Lineage: Eukaryota; Bacillariophyta; Bacillariophyceae; Bacillariales; Bacillariaceae
Source: the annotation of a GenBank genome assembly